Molecule: messenger RNA, 942 nt
Organism: Lacerta agilis (Sand lizard)
Lineage: Eukaryota; Metazoa; Chordata; Lepidosauria; Squamata; Lacertidae
Exons: 6
Coding region: 1-942 (313 amino acids)
Source: RefSeq, a predicted model, not a curated record
AUGAGAGCUGCCAGCCAGCUCCACGAAGAAAGGAACCUCUUUGCCAAGCACGGAUGCUGCAAGAGGCAAGCGCGGUCCAUCUACAUUGGGCACGAUCUCUCUGGCAGCCCGGUGAGCAUCGACGUGGGCACCUGCCAGGCACACUGUGGUGGUACCCGAAGAAAGAGCGGGUCAGGUUUCGCCGGCGUCUCCCGACAAUCCUCCAUGCUGGACUUCCUCAAAACCAAAAAGCUACAGGAGAGGCUCCCCAGCUCCCUCGCAGUAUCCGAACCCUCCGCCAGGUUGGAGCGUUCCUGCCCAGAGAAUUACCGCUGCGAGCCCAGCAGUGUCCGGGUGCAAGAGCUCCUGCUUCUGGAAGGCGUUCGACAGGUGGAGGUCAUUGAAGACUGCCAGUGCAACGCUAGCCCAUCCGAAUGUCUCCGGCUGCCUUCUCUGAAAACCUUCUUCCCAGACUCCCCUCUGGAACAGACAUUGGACGUCGGCAGGUGUUCCGAUCCAGAACAUUCUGAAGGGGGGCUGUUCUGCCUGCCCACGGAUUUCGACUCCCUUCUGAUGAAGACCCCAAACGGGCACCGUGCGGUCCAGAUCCUGGGGAGCUGCCGGCUGAGGGAGCCCUGUUACCGGGUCUCCCACAUGGAAUACUACUACGAAGUGGUGCUCAACUCUGCGGGAGAAAAACUGGAGCUGAUUAAGGAAAUUGAUGUGGGAAGGUGCUUAGGCCAAUGUGCCCCUGGAAGCCCCUGCCUGCUAAGGGACCCGCAAAACCAGUGCCUUGUCGGAGGCGAAGACAUCUCCAGCUCCUGCACCCCUCACCAAUACGAGACUAAUACCUUCCGGAGCCGAAGCGGGGAGCUGCGCACCGUCUUUGCCGUCCGAGCUUGCAAAUGUGGGGUCUUAAAGGGUCUGGAACGGGGGCCCCAAAAAACUCGAGGUUUAAUUUAA